AUGUCGUACUUUAUUUAUCAGGCCCCCUUUCACGUCCCACAGGGCGCUCAGUCUGUCAGUAUACACCCUGAGUACGGAGCGAGUGUAAUACAACAAACAACCACGAAGCAACCAUGGUAUACCGGUAUCACAGUGCCUACACAAGUGGUGUACAUUUAUCCGGCGCAGUUAGUUGCUCCUCCUGGUGUUGAACCAAGCCGACAGUACCCAAGUCAAGUCGUGCCGGAGCAGCUGUUGUAUCAGCAUUUGCCACAGCGGCAGAAACAGAUAUCAUUGCCCGCCCAAAACUUUGGGCCUUUAGUCGAUGAACAGAGAGCAAAUGAUAGCGUGCCACUAGUGCCUUCGUACCGUGAAUCGAUGUUGAUGCCUACUGAGGAGGUGAGGGAGCGUGGACUGUGCAGACUACCCUCCGCUCAAGAGUUUGGAGAGCUUGAAGCCAUUUCUCCUCCGAAAUGCUUAGUUAACAAGGAUAUGACGACUGUCCCUCUACCGAAGCCAUCGAUGGGUCUUGUUCCACCAUCAGCCCAUAAAAGCCGUCAAUGGUCUAAUACUGACACAACAAACGGUGCCGGACUCGACGGUCCUCUGUUCUUAAACAAGGAAGGCUUUUCUGAACAUCCCACUCCACCGGCUUCAGUGAGAUGUGAACAUCAGCCUCUGAGUACACCUACAUCUCCACGGACUAUAAAACCAAAUGCUAAGAAGUACAGAGUGGAAAAGAAGGAGAGAUUUUCUCCACACAAGGCACUGUUCUUUGGCUCCAAGAUUAUUGACUCCAAGUUUAUUUCGAAAUACAUUGCCAUCAAUACCGACCGAUUCCAUGUUGAUACUUCCAGACCUAUUAAUGAAGUGAAAGUGUCUGAAAAUGAUCUUAUAGAAUGGCUAGUCUUGGAUUUCCUUGUGGUUGAUCUCAAAAUGCACGACAGACGUCGAGACACAAGUCCUUUGAUACAUGACUACCCGGAAAAUCGGUUCGAUGUUUGCAUUCAGUUUGAACUGAAUAAAACCGGCAAGUCUAGCGUUCAAAAGACAGUGAACGUUAACUUGACACUUUUGAAGGCUCUCACGGCUUCAUUGGACCCGGAGGAAGUUGCUUCACAGUUGAUAAGGCUUUUCUCGGAGGAUUUCCUUUAUAGACAUACUGCUUCAGGACCGGUUAGAGCUAAAAGGAAUCUGAAGAAGAAGAGAACAAAGGCAAAGCCCCAAUGGAGCUUGGGAAGUGAUAACGAGCUAAUUAUCAUUGGGUUUGCAAUCGAGAUAGCAAAUGCGGAAUAA
Messenger RNA from Williopsis jadinii, 1275 nucleotides. RefSeq lists its product as uncharacterized. Bases 1 to 1275 code for a protein of 424 amino acids. The record is from RefSeq and is a predicted model, not a curated record. Lineage: Eukaryota; Fungi; Ascomycota; Saccharomycetes; Phaffomycetales; Wickerhamomycetaceae. The transcript has a single exon.